Notodromas monacha is the source of this 1259-nucleotide messenger RNA. The record is from the annotation of a GenBank genome assembly. NCBI's taxonomy places the organism in Eukaryota, Metazoa, Arthropoda, Ostracoda, Podocopida, Cyprididae.
UUUCUUUUCUUUCAGGAAUUCACCGUGAACCCCAUUUGUGCGCUAUGCUGGAGAAGUAUUUGAAGCAGCACGUGAUCACAGUGAAGACAUAUCCUCCUGCGGUGUUUGCCCAAAGGCGCCGCCUGUGCGAGAAACGGUGUCGUCCCUGCACUAACGUGGCUUUCACCGACGGCUUUGCUACAGUGAGGACCCACAGCGUUUUGCUCGCCGAGUCUAGCCCGGUGUGGAGUGCCUUUUUUGGUGGACCUCAUCUGCCUCGAAAAAGAGCCGUGGUUUUGGGAGUGCCUGGGCCAGAGCUAGAGCUGCUCCAGUGCAUCGUGCCCUUUUUGUACUCGGGCGUGCUGCGGGCCAGCCACGGUCUGGUGGGCCAUGUUGUCGACUAUAUGGUGGAGAAGAGGGUCGUGGGCGGCCAGGAUCUGCUGCACACACUCAAAAAGUUCGCUCACAUUCCUGCGUUUUCACCAAAAGUCAGACUCCCCACGUUGCCCGGCCUCAAAGCGUGUCCUUGUCGAGGAAACAGGUACGGGGCCAUGCCGAGGGCGUUGUAUGUUAUGCACCAGCGCCGACUGCGACUUCCACGGGCAGCUUCAGCCAGAGAUGAUGAUGAAGAAGAGCACCGGGUGCUGAUGGCGUCGGAAGAUACCGAAUCCGAACACCCUGCGUUGCCUGAAGAAAAUUUAACUGAGAUGGACGUGGAUCCGACUGAGAUGAGUCAGGUGUCUUCCGGAUAUGGAAGUCUCAUCCUGGGAUCUUCGCUGGGUUCAAUUUCGGUACCAUCGUCUAUGAAAGAUGGGACGUCAUCGUCGUCUCCGUCCUUCUCAGUGGCAAGCAGAGCAUCCUCUCGAAUCAGCGCCUCGUCUUCCUCUGUCAUCAGUCGCAAGAAGCCGGCUGCUCUAACCUACACCCCAGUGACGAGCGCCAUCUCCAUGGAAGAGGCACACGCCAACAUGCCCGAGGACGUGAACAGAGACGUGCCACUCGUCCGCGUGGACAGCGUCAUCUGGCGGGGCAAGAACGUGAAAACUGGCCGUGCUGUACAAAACAGACAACACAACAGAGAUCUGCUACGAAUCGCAGCACACGUUGUUCUGUGGGCUUUGGAGCCCACGCCACGCUCUUCGAACCUUCCUCCUCCUUUCUUGAUUGGAACCUCCGACCCGGUAGUCGGUGUUACGACAUACCGAGCGCGUGCCACGCCGUACCCGCAUACGGUUAUUGUCAAUGUGCCCGAGUGUGCAAGGCAUGCUUGGGUCACGUGA